Molecule: messenger RNA, 915 nt
Organism: Striga hermonthica
Lineage: Eukaryota; Viridiplantae; Streptophyta; Magnoliopsida; Lamiales; Orobanchaceae
Source: the annotation of a GenBank genome assembly
AUGAAGAGGCAGCAGAUUGGGGUGGUUAGGCUGAAUGUGGGCCCUGAAUGGGGUGAGGGAAAGCCGGUUGUUCUUUUCGAGGGCUGGAUUGGGAUUGGGAAAAGCGGGAGACCAGGUGCUGAGCUUCAUUUGAGGGUGAAGUUGGACCCUGAUCCAAGAUAUGUGUUUCAGUUUGAGGACGACACUAAAUUGAGUCCCCAGAUUGUUCAGCUUCAGGGCAACGUGAAGCAACCUAUUUUUAGCUGCAAGUUCAGUCGAGACAGGGUAUCCCAGGGGGACCCACUCUGGUCGAGUGCCGCCGACCAAGACAGCGAGAGACGAGAAAGGAAAGGUUGGAGAGUGAAAAUACACGACCUCUCGGGCUCAGCAGUUGCUGCCGCUUUCAUAACGACCCCGUUCGUCCCCUCCACGGGCUGCGACUGGGUGGCCAAGUCCAACCCAGGCGCCUGGCUCAUCGUCAGGCCCGAUUCUUGCCGGCCCGAGAGCUGGCUCCCUUGGGGAAAACUCGAGGCUUGGCGUGAACGUGAACGUGGGAUUCGGGACUCCAUCUGCUUCCGUUUUCACGUCUUCGCUGAGGGUGGGGAGUUUCUGAUUUCGGAAAUCCUGCUCAGUGCCGAAAAGGGUGGGGAGUUUUUCAUAGACACUGACCAGCAGGCCCGGACAGGGGCUGACCCGAGCCCGCAGAGCAGCGGGGACUUUGCAGCCUUGAGCCCAGUGGCAGGUGGGUUCGUGAUGAGGUGUCGGGUACAAGGGGAGGGCAAACCGAGCAAGCCCUUGGUGCAGCUGGCCAUGAGGCACGUGACGUGCGUGGAGGACGCGGCUAUAUUUAUGGCGCUUGCUGGGGCUGUUAAUCUGAGUAUCGAGGCGUGUAGAACCUUCCGAAAGAAGGUUCGAAUAGGGGCUCAUUCUUGGUGA